Molecule: messenger RNA, 7179 nt
Organism: Canis lupus familiaris (dog)
Lineage: Eukaryota; Metazoa; Chordata; Mammalia; Carnivora; Canidae
Gene: SLC7A2
Product: solute carrier family 7 member 2
Exons: 12
Coding region: 134-2110 (658 amino acids)
Biological process (GO): transmembrane transport; amino acid transport
Cellular component (GO): plasma membrane
Molecular function (GO): amino acid transmembrane transporter activity
Source: RefSeq, a predicted model, not a curated record
CCUUCGGCAGCGCGGCGGCCCGGGCGCUCCUCUCCGCGCCGACCAGCGAGGCGGCCGCAGCUCGCUCGGCCUCCCGGAGCCCCCGGCUCGCUCCAGCCGCUCGCCCACCACCGCCCCAGCCAUCCACUUCAGAAUGAUUCCCUGCAGAGCUGCGCUAUCUUUUGCCCGAUGUCUGAUCCGGAGAAAAAUCGUCACUAUGGACAGUCUAGAAGAUUCCAAAUUAUGCCGCUGCUUAUCCACCAUGGACCUCAUUGCCCUGGGGGUCGGAAGCACUCUUGGUGCUGGGGUUUAUGUCCUUGCUGGAGAGGUGGCCAAAGCAGAUUCUGGCCCCAGUAUUGUGGUGUCCUUCCUCAUUGCUGCCCUUGCUUCCGUGAUGGCAGGCCUUUGCUAUGCUGAAUUUGGAGCCCGAGUUCCCAAAACUGGGUCUGCGUAUUUGUACACUUAUGUCACUGUUGGAGAGUUGUGGGCAUUCAUCACUGGCUGGAAUCUCAUUUUAUCUUACGUGAUAGGUACAUCAAGUGUUGCAAGAGCAUGGAGUGGCACCUUUGAUGAACUUCUUAGCAAACAGAUUGGUCAGUUUUUCAGGACAUACUUCAAAAUGAAUUAUACCGGCCUUGCAGAGUAUCCUGACUUUUUUGCUGUGUGCCUUAUAUUACUGCUAGCAGGUCUUUUAUCUUUUGGAGUAAAAGAAUCGGCUUGGGUGAAUAAAAUCUUCACAGCUAUUAAUAUCCUGGUCCUUCUCUUUGUUAUGGUUGCUGGGUUUGUGAAAGGAAAUGUGGCAAACUGGAAGAUUAGUGAAGAGUUUCUCAAAAAUAUAUCAGCGAGUGCCAGAGAUCUGCCUUCUGAAAAUGGAACAAGUAUCUAUGGGGCUGGUGGCUUUAUGCCUUAUGGCUUUGCAGGAACUUUGGCUGGGGCUGCUACCUGCUUUUAUGCCUUUGUGGGAUUUGACUGCAUUGCAACAACUGGUGAAGAAGUCCGGAAUCCUCAGAAAGCUAUUCCUAUUGGAAUCGUGACUUCUUUGCUUGUUUGCUUUAUGGCCUACUUUGGGGUCUCUGCAGCUUUAACACUUAUGAUGCCAUAUUACCUCCUGGAUGAGAAAAGCCCACUUCCAGUAGCAUUUGAAUAUGUUGGAUGGGGUCCUGCCAAAUACGUUGUUGCUGCUGGCUCCCUCUGUGCUUUGUCAACGAGUCUUCUUGGAUCCAUUUUUCCAAUGCCUCGUGUAAUCUAUGCUAUGGCGGAGGAUGGGUUGCUUUUCAAAUGUCUAGCUCAAAUCAAUUCCAAAACGAAGACACCAAUAAUUGCUACUUUAUCAUCGGGUGCGGUGGCAGCUGUCAUGGCAUUCCUCUUUGACCUGAAGGCACUCGUGGACAUGAUGUCCAUUGGCACUCUUCUGGCCUACUCUCUGGUUGCUGCGUGUGUUCUCAUCCUCAGGUACCAGCCCGGCUUAUCUUACGAGCAGCCCAAGUGCUGUCCUGAAAAAGAAGCUCUGGGAUCAUGUGCCAGUGCCACCUCGAAGAGCGAGUCCCAGGUCACCAUGCUGGAAGGGCAGGGCUUCAGCCUGCGGAUCCUCUUCAGUCCCUCAGCUCUGCCUACACAGCAGUCAUCUUCUCUUGUGAGCUUUCUGGUAGGAUUUCUUGCAUUUCUUGUGUUGGGCCUGAGUAUCCUGACCACUUACGGAGUCCAAGCUAUUGCCCGGCUGGAAGCAUGGAGCCUUGCUCUUCUUGUCCUGUUUCUUGUUCUCUGCAUUGCUGUUGUGCUCACCAUCUGGAGGCAGCCCCAGAAUCAACAAAAAGUAGCCUUCAUGGUUCCAUUCCUGCCAUUUUUGCCAGCCUUCAGCAUCCUGGUGAACAUCUACUUGAUGGUCCAGUUGAGCGCAGACACUUGGAUCAGGUUUAGCAUUUGGAUGGCACUCGGUUUCCUGAUCUACUUCGCCUACGGCAUUAGACACAGCCUGGAGGGUAAUCCACGAGAGGAAGACGACGAUGAAGAGACUUUCCCAGACAACAUCAAUGCAGCAACAGAAGAAAAAUCUGCCAUUCAAGCCAACGACCAGCACCAAAGAAACCUCAGUUUACCUUUCAUAUUUCACGAAAAGACGAGCGAAUGCUAACACUUGUAGGAGCUGAGCUGGUCCACAGUCUUAACAUACAUAUCCUACACGGAGUAAACCAUGACAGGGUGUCAUCAUCAUGCUAGGUUGCCGUGGCUUUGCUGCAGACAUAGUUCACCCUAACUUAUACUUACUCACCUGGACAGCACCUCCUCAGAUGGCGAAUUGCGUAUCUGGGGGAAGCUCCUAAGCUCUCUCCUCAGCGAUGAAUAUCCCCCAAAUAGUAGGAGCAUGUGUGUACGUAUGUAUGUAUACGUUGCAGUAUAUGAAUGUGAGAAGUUGUUUGUGUCUUACUGUUACUGCAUUAGAGUUGUCUGGUGUUGUCAUUAAUUGGUGGCUUAUGCUGCACGUGCUGAAAUGGAAGCAAUCACUGAGUAGAAAAGUGUUUUGUAUGUGCCUGGUGCAUUUGGGGAAACAACCAUUGCUUUUCCUUAGUAGGUGUCAUUAAUGUCAAUUAGAACGCACUAAAAACGCAAUUACCCAUCCCGGUGUCUGUCAUUGGUCAGGAGGAAGAGGAGGGAUAAGAAAUGAGCCUUUUCUAUAACUUGUAAAUGCCAGCAUUGGGUUUAAGACAGAUUUUUCUUCUACAGACUGUGGCAGUUGGCGAGAACUCCAGCCAACAGGAGUGUUUGCGUCUGCCUUGCUGCAGCGGGCAGGGGUGGCGCUCUGGGUCACCCAGCUCUGUGGCUGUCGUUUUGGGGAGAAGUGGCCUCUGCCUGCUGUAAAUGAUAUAGUCCCCUCAGUCCAGGCAGAGGCUGCAGAGCAGUAUGUGUGAUCUACUUGGGACCCUUUCUUCUAGAAAGUGAAGGUGGUCUCGUGGCCAGAAAGCUUAUGUAAGUGGCAGCGAUGAGGAUAUAUUUGAAAAUCAGAGUCAGGCAAACGCUUGGAUAAGUAGACACCAAGCAUCCUUGUCUUUAAAGUCACUUAAAAUAAGGUGAUAGAACCUUCCAGAUCACACAAUUGAUAGAACAAUUUACACUUUUCUCCUUUACUUAAUAACUAAUCACAGUUCAGUUUUGUUUUGUUUUUUUUUAAAGCUCAUCGGGUACAGAAUUCACUCCUUUGUUUCUAUUAUUUUGUCUUGUCCUAGAUAUGAGGGGCUAUGCUCGCAAAUUAUGUCUUUACCACAUGCCAAAGAGAAAGAAAUGAAGGGAAACAAGAAAAUUUCCCUAUUCUGAGUUUAAAGUGCCUAUUCAUAUAUUAAAUUGCAUUUGCCCCAAUUUGAGGGGUUUGGAUUUCAAUUUGCCUUUGACAUUUCUUUUGGAAACCUUUUAAGGAUAUUGUCCUCCCCCCAUCCCAUGAAUUGUGUAGCGCUUUUUAUCUCAUUUAUUUUUAAUUGCACACUAAAUCUGUCAAUACCCAUAUUUGGAGAAUAAGAUACCUGGGUUAAAUACAUGACUAUUUAAAACCUUAAGCUAAAAAAAAAAAAAAUUAACAUAGUUGAAUUAAAACUAUAUAAACACAGUAACCUUUAUAGGAGUAAAUGAUUUGUUUUUAUAUGUAAGAAUUAGAGAUAAUUACUACAUUUUACUUCAUAGGGUUCUCUAAUAGUGAACUCUUUACCUGCAGUGUGCUUUGCUUCUCAUGAAUUAUCUUUCUUACAAAUAAUUGAAUGGUUUACUAGGUGAGGCUAGGGGCGAAACACUCACAUAUAUAUGGGUCACAUUCCCAGGAUGAAUGUUAUCAAGCACACCAGUUGACCAGCAUAAUCCAAAAGCAAGGAAAACAUUUGUUUUCUGACAGCUCUUCCAAGAGAUUAGUUAUUUUACUGAUGCCAUUAAAAAGCAAGUUGUGAUUAUUUUGUCUAACCAAGAGUUUAUUGUAAUUAAAUAUCAAAUAAAUAGAAAGCCUGGGUUUUGGCUGCUAGUGUUGGAGCUUCCCUGACCUAGAGCUACAGUACUGACAUUCCACAAUUUCCAGGGUGCACAUGGUAAAAUCUGAAGCCCACAAUUCUCUUUCAAGCAUGUUUUACUGAGGGGAAGAGUUGGAUACGCAAGGAGUAAAAUAUUUUUGUAAGGACUGUAGGCAAGAUCAUAAAUCCUUGUUAUAGUAUUACACUGAGAACUCCCUUUAAUUCUCUAAUCGAUCUAGACUAGGCCCUUAACACGGGGAACAUAAGGAAUUUCAUAUAAAAAUAUGUAAGUCUUUUACCAUAAUAAAAUAAAGAAAUUUAUUUAGGAUGUGAUAGGCAGCUAAAACUAUUAAUGCCCACUCUGUUCAAUUAGGAGCAAAAUUUAGUUAAAAUUUAUUUUCCACAUUAAAACACUUUGCAAACACAAAUAUCUAUGAAAAGAUGCUUUGUUGGUCGGUGACUAUGCUUUUUUUCUGUGAAGACUCAAAUAUGUGCUCAUAUCUCUGUAUGAGUAUAUGUAUAUAUAUGUAUAUGUCUGUGUAUUUCAAAAAGUAUAUACGUCAGUUGGGUUUAUGAUGGGCUUUGGAAACGAUACCCUUGUAUGGAUAAAAAACCCAAUUGAUGUGGAGAAAAAAUAAAGUUUUAUAUUGAUAGGUAUGCUUAUACAAAAUUGUUAGGUUUUAAACUAUUUUGCAAUAUACAGCAAUUUUAUAUGUAUAUUUUCUAUAGAUUCUUUAAGAAAGAUAUUUAUAAUGUAUCUAAUAUGGAAUCACUAAACUCUCGUACAUUAUAACAGGUGCUUUGUAAUCUGACAUGGAGUAGGGGUGGGAGGUGUUAGGGUUUUUCUGUUUAUUGUUUUCCUGGUAUAUCUCUAUCUUGCUAUGUGUUUAUUAGUAAAAGCCCGUACUGUCAGCUCUUUUACCACCUCCCUGUGCCUGUAGCUGAAUUCAUAACCUUUUGAACAAAAUACUGCUUUUACUUUCUUAGGAUUACCAAAAUGUUUUGUACAGAUUUGACAAGGAAUCAAUCACACUUAUAUAAACUCCUCUCCAGACGUGAAAAAAAUGUACACCAUACAUUCUCUUAAUUGUGGUUGAGUAAAAACAGUUUACUUUUCUUCCUUACACUAGGAAAUAUGCCUUCUUAAUAUUUUCAAUGAGAAACUUCUCAUAAUAGCACCUUCAUUUUAUACUUUACAAGAAAGGGAAAAGAUGAUUCAUGAAUAACCACAUAAAGGCCAUGCCUACCCCCAUUUAAAAAGGUAGCCAUACAAAUUCAAGUUCAAAACCUGUUUAUGAGAAAACUUACAACUUUUGAUAAAUACUGAAAUACACAUUAUUGCUGACUUACAUUUUCCCCCAGAGAUAAACAUCAAGAAAACUUUGUAAAACCAAAAACAUCAUUUGGGAUGUAUACACUGAGGAAAAAGUAACAUUGAUUGAUAUAUUUAAAACUCUUCUAUUACCAACCAUAGUCAAUAGAAAGUAGCUCUUACAGGAUUAUUUUCCUUUAAAAUACAAAGCCUCUCUUAAUUUUCUGAAUGAAAGAGUUUUUUUUUUUUUUUUACUUUUUUUUAAUUUAAAAAAUUAACCAAAAUAUUUGCUAAGUCCUGGGUAUUUGCAGAUAGUUGUUAAACCUAUUUUGAAUCAGACUCUAUAUAUACCGAGUUACUUUCUAAACUAAUUUGAAUGCUUAGCAAGGAGAAUAAGGAAAAUUAUUGUCCUCCAGUACUGAUAACGCUGGGGGAGCAGAUCAGUCUUCUCUCUUCAUAAAUCAGGGCAUAUUCUGAGAUUACAAACCACAUGAUAACGUUGUGCCAAGAUUCCAACUCUCCCUCAUGUUGUUGCUCAUGAUGCUCUCUGCCUGAUUUUCUCCGUCAAGCAAUGUUAGUUAACACCCAAACUACCAUUUCCACAGAAUUUUAAAGGAAGGAUCAGGUUUAGAGUGAACAUCAUGGAGUAUUAAAAUUCACAUGAUAAGUGUGAAUUUGGGGAGAGGGGAUUAACUUUUUUCUCUCUUUUUUUUUUUUUUUUUUUUUUUGCUAGUGCCUUCUCUGUACAUUUUCUACUUACAUUCUCUGACAUGUCCUAAAAUAUCAAGGGAAAAAGUACCAAAGUUCAGGUAGUAAAUAAUGCCAGCACAGAUCAUUUUUUAGCCAUGUAGAUUUGGAAAUGAGAUUGCUUGACUUUGUUGUUUAGCUGAGAUUUUUUUCUCUUUGUAUAAUUAUAUUUAAACAUUUUUAAAUGGAUUUCUGGUUUCUAGAUUUUGAGAGGCCUGCUCUGUUUUUGUGGUUGUUGGUUUUUGUAACAUUCAUUAUGUUUAUAUGUACACAGUUUAGUCUUAUUGAUCUCAAAUGCAUUUUCUUAUGGCUCAACCCAGUUGGCAACCCUAUGGGCUGUGAGUAAUAUACUGAGCUUUUCUACACCAUGGCUGAAGCCGCUGCCAUAAUCUCCGGCCUUAAAGAACCUUCUGUGACUACUGGCGUCCCAUGAGGAUCAUGACCAAGAGCCUGGGCUGGUUCUAGGAACAGGCAGCCUGCAAAGUGUAAGCAUCUAAAGCUACCCUUGUUGAGUGGGGUCUUGGGAUGAUAGGGUGGUAUAUAAAGUGAAAGACUUCACAUGAAAGUUAGGAAUUUGCGGUCCUUAAUUUCAGUUUUGAAUAUCCUAUGGGACGCAUAAAGGGUAAAUGAUAAGGAACCUCCAUGACUCAUGGGAAGGAUGGUUGCUUCCUGGAACUGAUACCAUAGGGUCUGGCCCACUGCAGUCCCUGUCUGGGUGCUUACAGCCUUGUGGUAGAAAGUGCAUGGUCCCAGGCUCAGCUGGUGAAGAGCUUGUAUUGCCAAUAGGGUUAGUUUCUCUGGCCCCAGCCUGGUUAAUGGGCUCUUCAUCUUUGGUGCCCACCAAGGCAGCCACAUUGUUCUGUUGUUCUGUUGUGUUCUUUGUACUUAACAGAAACUGUUGAUAGGGCCCAAAACCCUACAGAAAUUCUAUGUCUGUAAAAAACCAACAGAUGGAAUGGACUUGUCUGAAUGUAAAGAUUUUCUGUUUGAUAGAUAAUUUCAAAUUUCAAUAUUUUAAAUGAUAAUCAGAGUUCCUUUUACUUACAAAAUUGGAUUAUUUUUUAGAAUUAAAUAAAAAUUAUUGCUGCUUUACCACUGUAAAACAUGCUUUCUAAUGUGACCAUGUACUUUUGAAAUAAAUUGUAAUACAACUUGUAA